AUGACUGAUAGAUCACCAAUGGUGAAUCCUUCUGCGCCACCACCACCAUCUUAUGUGCAGGCAACUCCCACUGCCACGACUUCGCUGAAUAACCCAACAGUUGCAGGCAGUAACCCAGGAGAUGCACCUCCACCUUACACACCUACUCCACCAUCAUAUUCCUACUCCCAUAUCCUUCCAGAAUCUGGGCAGAAUUAUCAAAGAUUUGAAACCACAGCAAAUAAUCAAGUGGAAGUGGUAGCCCUUUGUCGUGUCGGCCCAGAACCCUUCCAAGUCCUGUGCCCCAACUGUCGCCAGCUUGUAACAACAGUUACACAUCCUCGUGCUGGGACCUUGACUUUUUUAUCUGCUGGGCUUUGCUUCUUAUUCUGCUUUAUUUGCACGCUCGUGCCAUUUUGCAUCGAAGAUCUUCAAGAUGUUGAACAUCGCUGUCCAAAUUGCAACUUUCAUCUUGGCACAUAUACAAGGUUGUAA
This is a messenger RNA of Candidula unifasciata, 474 nucleotides long. Lineage: Eukaryota; Metazoa; Mollusca; Gastropoda; Stylommatophora; Geomitridae. The record is from the annotation of a GenBank genome assembly.